AUGCCUCAGAAGUUGCCAUUCAAUGUGAUUAGUCUGCCGCGAGCGCGACCUGACAUCAAGCCACAGCUGGACGACGAGUCCCUCCUGCACGACACCUCUUUAUUGAAUGGAAAAUGGGUCAAGUCCCAAUCUGGGGAGUCCUUUGAUGUUGAAGGCAAUUGGACCGACCAUCGAACCCGUAUCCCUCAUCCUGGCAGCCAGCAGAUCUUUGCAUCGUGCCCAACCAACAAGGUCGACGAUGUAGACCAAUAUGUCACGACAUCGCACGCAGCGUUCCUCGAGUACCGUCAUAUGAACCCUCGUCAGCGAGCCAAGCUCCUCCUGGCAUGGUAUGAGCUCAUCAGCAAAGCCCGGACCGAUAUUGCCAAACUGGUCGUUUACGAAAACGGCAAGCCACUUGCCGAGGCUCUCGGCGAGAUUGAUUACGCCAUGGGCUUUGCCUGGUGGUUCGCCGGCGAAGCAGAACGGGUCCGGGGAUCAGUUGCUGAGCGCCGUACGUUUGUGAUCAAGCAGCCAAUUGGCGUGAGUGUUGCGCUUGUCCCCUGGAAUUUCCCUGUGGCUAUGAUCAUCCGUAAAGUCGCCGCUGCAUUAGCAGCUGGGUGUUCAAUGAUUGUAAAGCCGUCUCCAGAGACCCCCCCGAGUGUCUUAGCUUUAGCUGAUCUUGCUCUGCGAGCCGGCUUCCCACCUGGGGUCUUUAAUAUUAUUACAACUGAUAACUUAAAUACGCCAAUAGUCAGUGAGGCUCUUUGUAAACACCCUCUCGUCAGAAAGGUGACCUUUACAGGGAGUACAGCAGUUGGGAGGAUUAUUGCCCGCCACUGCUCUGAAGGAUUAAAGAAAGUCACAAUGGAGCUUGGGGGCAACUGCCCAUUUAUCAUCUUUGAUGAUGGCGACCUUGAUCAGGCUGUAGCCGCACUUAUGAUACUUAAAUGGCGUACUGCCGGGCAGGCCUGUACUCACGCGAACAGGGUCUAUGUUCAAAGCGGAGUAUUUGAGGAAUUUGCACGAAAAAUAGUCCAGGCUACACAGGUGCUGCGUAUUGGACAUGGUUCUGAUCCAUAUACUACAAUAGGGCCACUUACUACAGCCCGUGGUAUCGAGAAGCUGGAGAAGCAUAUUUCUGAUGCUGUCUCCAAGGGAGGCAAGGUGCUUUGUGGAGGAAAGCGCCCCGAGGGCGACGGCUACUUUUACGAGCCUACCAUCAUCUCUAACAUGGCCUCGUCUAUGCUGACAACCCAAGAAGAGAUCUUUGGGCCCCUCCUUGGUUUGAAACUGAGGAGGAAGUGGUCAAAGCAGCCUAUGGGCCUAGCAUCAUACUUCUUUACUAAGGAUGUAGACCGUACUUGGAGGCUUCUUGAGAGUCUUGAGGCUGGCAUGAUUGGCAUGAAUACAGGUAACUCGUCUGGUGCAGAAUCCCCGUUUGGUGGGAUCAAGGAAUCGGGCUAUGGAAAGGAAGCCGGUAAAGAUGUGGCGAUUGAGGAAUACUUGAUUCAGAAAACUGGCACGCUCACUAUUGGAUCUCUGCCGAAACUGUGA
Clonostachys rhizophaga is the source of this 1536-nucleotide messenger RNA. The record is from the annotation of a GenBank genome assembly. Lineage: Eukaryota; Fungi; Ascomycota; Sordariomycetes; Hypocreales; Bionectriaceae.